CUGACAUUAAAACUUAUGAUGAUGGCACAAUUCUCGUUCAUAUUAUACGAAAUGAAUCAACACCAUCAGUCAAUUGUUCAAAAAUUGGUGGAAUGAGUUUAGAACAGAAAUUACGAAUAAGGCUUAUUUUUUUAAAUGGAACUGUUAAAGAGAUUGAUCCAAAAUUAAAAUUAGAUCCUAUAAAUUCUAUAAAUUAUUUAAAUCCUAUUACAAUAUAUCCUUUACAAAAACCAUACAUUCUAGUAACUUAUGUUAACACAAAUGAUUCUUCUAAUCUUACAUCUUACGAAGAGUGCGGGGAAGUUAUCGAUUGGGAUGGAAUCAGUCGAAGUACAAUUCAGUUGAACGCAAACAGGAAAUUUGGAUUUAUUAGAUUUGUUCAAGAGUCAUAUGAUGUUUGGGGGAGCUAUGCACAAUAUUCAAUUGAUGAUAAUGGAAAUUUGACAAAUUUAACAGGUUAUGCAUAUUUAAACCCAAUCGUGUCAGAUCAUUCUAUGAAGUUGUCUUUAAUGUCGAUUGUUUCCACCUUUGAUAGUGGUUAUUUAGCAAUUCUUAACUAUACGCAAGAUUCAAUUGGUGGACUUUGCACGAAGUUUAUAUCUUACAAUCAAACGAUAAAUAAUGUUGAACCUCCGGUUAUUAUCUAUCAAAUAACACAACCCAAUACGAUAAUUAUUUCAGUUGAUUGUGAUAAACCUACUCGGUAUAUUCGUUGCAUAGCCUCUAUUAGAAACAAUAAUACAACGAAAUAUGUAGUUAUUACCCUUUAUUCAUCAGGAAAAAUAUUCAGAUCUGAUAUAAUCGAUUUGUCUCAGCAAGAUUUUAGAGCAAAAAUAAUGACAUUCAACGAUGAUUAUAUAUUAGGA
Messenger RNA from Racocetra persica, 866 nucleotides. NCBI's taxonomy places the organism in Eukaryota, Fungi, Glomeromycota, Glomeromycetes, Diversisporales, Gigasporaceae. The record is from the annotation of a GenBank genome assembly.